Messenger RNA from Papaver somniferum (opium poppy), 1457 nucleotides. Its product is annotated as monooxygenase 2-like. NCBI's taxonomy places the organism in Eukaryota, Viridiplantae, Streptophyta, Magnoliopsida, Ranunculales, Papaveraceae. The coding region runs from base 32 to 1312 and encodes 426 amino acids. The transcript has 5 exons. The record is from RefSeq and is a predicted model, not a curated record. Gene Ontology annotation, molecular function: FAD binding.
GCCACACAAUUAUUACAGGAAGAGAUUAGAUAUGGAAAAAGUGGUGAUGCAUGAAGAAGUGGUGAUAGUAGGAGGAGGGGUUGCAGGAUUAGCAACAGCCUUAGCAUUAAAGAGAGUUGGAAUUAAGAGUUUAGUGUUGGAGAGAGCAAAUGAGCUGAGAGUCACUGGUGCUGCCUUAACUCUGUUUCCAAAUGCUUGGAUUGCUCUCGAAUCACUUGGUGUUGCUCAUAAACUUACCUCAGUUUAUAAACCUUUCAAAGGGGGAAGAGUGACUGAUGUUGCAACUGGAGUCACCCAGGAGACUGUCUUGACUGAAAAUGAAGGGGCGGAAUGGCUUGCAAGAGGAUCAAGGUCAGUCCAUAGAAGAGCCUUACUUGAAGCUUUAUUAGAAGAAUUACCAGAUGAUACUAUCCGUUAUUCUUCAAAGCUCCGGUCAAUUGAAAAAACAAAGACAUGUUAUGAAGCAGAUUCAAAUGCAAUAAUCCUACAUUUAGAAGAUGGAACCACUAUCCAUGCCAAGGUUCUGAUAGGGUGUGAUGGGGUGCAUUCUGUGGUGUCAAAAUGGCUAGGCCUAAAAGAUGUGGCAAAUUCAGGGCGAUAUGCAGUGCGUGGAGUGGCAGUGUUUCCUGAAGGUCAUGGAAUCACACAUGAAAUGCAUCAGUUUGUUGAUAAAGGCUGGAGGUUUGGUUUCGCUCCCCUCACUGACACAGAUGUUUACUGGGGCAUUGGAUACCAAACCACCGCCAACAAAGAAGAAGAAAUGGCAAAAGGAGACCCAAAAGUGAUACAAGAGAAAGUCUUAGAGCGUGUUGCUGAUCUCCCGCAAGAAGCAAAAGAUGUAAUACAGCAUUCGGAUGUGCCCGCUUUAUCAUGGGCACCACUAGUUUUUAGAUACCCCUGGGAUCUUAUAUUCGGAAAGGUGUCCGAUGGUACAAUAACUGUUGCAGGUGAUGCAAUGCACCCAAUGACACCAGAUCUCGGUCAAGGUGGUUGUACAGCAUUAGAAGAUGCUGUAGUGCUGGGACGCUACAUCAGAAAUGGAGUCAUGUCCCAAAAAGACUUGGAGAAAGAAAUCAAACUAUAUGUUCAAGAGAGGAGGUGGAGAAGUGCUACUAUGAUUACUGCCUCAUAUAUAUCAGGGUGGGUUCAACAAAGUGGUGGUGGUGGAACAUCGUCUUCAGGUGGCAUAGGAGGAUGGUUGAUGAAGUUCCUUCGCGACACUGUGUUUUAUAAGACUCUGUACCGUCGAAUUGUCGGUUUUGUGUAUUACGAUUGUGGGAAGUUACCUACUUUCGUGCAAAAAUCAGACUGAUUAUUCAUAUCAUUAUGUGUAUUAGCAUUUGCAUUGUAUUUGGUAGAGAUGUUCUCUUUAGUUGUGUUAUUAAUCCAUGUAGUAUACGUAUAUUUUGUAUAACUUUCUGUACCAUAAAUUUAUAUUCGUGUUUUGGAUGCGUAAA